Molecule: messenger RNA, 5486 nt
Organism: Cynocephalus volans (Philippine flying lemur)
Lineage: Eukaryota; Metazoa; Chordata; Mammalia; Dermoptera; Cynocephalidae
Gene: KIF3C
Product: kinesin family member 3C
Exons: 8
Coding region: 773-3148 (791 amino acids)
Biological process (GO): mitotic cell cycle; microtubule-based movement
Cellular component (GO): microtubule
Molecular function (GO): microtubule binding; ATP binding; microtubule motor activity
Source: RefSeq, a predicted model, not a curated record
CCCGGACCGGGCGGGGGUGCGAGCACGCGAUGCACCCGUGUCCCCCGCACUCGGGCCGCGCCGGGCUCGCGUCUCCCGCCCCGCGGCCCCGCCCCUUGCCCCACCCCAGCCGGGAGACUUAGCUGGGGCCGCAGCGCGGCGGCAACAUCACUCUCGCCGCCGCUGCUCCGCCCCAUCCCCUUCUGUUUUUCUCUCAUUCUCCGGUGGUGGCGGCGGAGAAGGCGGAGGCAGAGGCAGCAGCAGCCGCGCUGGCUGCAAUGAAUGAUCCCCCAUCUGUGGGCGAGGACUCCAGGUGAGCCUCUGCCGUCGGGAGGGCCGGGACCCCGGCCGCCCAGGACCGGCAGCCCCACGUAUGGAUCCCUAGAGGAAGGAGCAGGAGGAGGAGAAGACAGCUCUGCCGCCCACCCCCAUCCCAUUUUCCUCUUCCUUUAUCUCAUUGUUGCCGAAGCUGUUUACGGCAGCGCUCCCUCUGCCCCAACAUGGGGCGGGCUCCGGGCACUGCCAUUCGGUGGGCGCUGCUCCUGCGGCUGCCCGGGGAUUCUCUCUAAGGCCACCUCCCCAGCCGGUGCAGCGAGGACCGGAGAGUGCUGGAGGCCCGGACUGCAGCAGCGGCGGGGCCACCUCCCAGCAUCCCCACCCCAGGAGGCUGCAUGCGGAUUGAAGAGCGGAGCCUGGGGGCUGGGCCGGCCCCGCUGAUUCCGACCUAGGGAGCAGCUCAGCAGGACCGCCAAGCUGUGGAAGGGGUGGGGGGCAGGAAGGACAGAGCAGCAAGAUGGCCAGUAAGACCAAGGCCAGCGAGGCACUGAAGGUGGUGGCCCGAUGCCGCCCCCUCAACAAGAAAGAGGAGGCUGCUGGUCACGAGCAGAUCCUGACCAUGGACGUGAAACUGGGCCAGGUGACCCUGCGGAACCCCCGCGCUGCCCCCGGGGAGCUACCCAAGACCUUCACCUUUGACGCCGUCUAUGAUGCCAGUUCCAAGCAAGCAGACCUGUAUGAUGAAACCGUGAGGCCCCUGAUAGACUCCGUGCUUCAGGGUUUCAAUGGCACAGUGUUUGCCUAUGGCCAGACAGGCACUGGCAAGACCUACACCAUGCAGGGGACCUGGGUGGAGCCGGAGCUGCGCGGGGUCAUCCCCAACGCCUUUGAGCACAUCUUCACCCACAUCUCCCGCUCUCAGAACCAGCAGUACCUGGUCCGGGCCUCCUACUUGGAGAUCUAUCAGGAGGAGAUUCGAGACCUGCUCUCCAAGGAACCUGGCAAAAGGCUAGAGCUGAAGGAGAACCCCGAAACAGGUGUCUACAUCAAGGACCUCUCCUCCUUCGUCACCAAGAAUGUCAAGGAGAUCGAGCAUGUGAUGAACCUGGGGAACCAGGCUCGGGCCGUGGGCAGCACCCACAUGAACGAGGUCAGCUCCCGCUCCCAUGCCAUAUUUGUCAUCACCGUGGAGUGCAGCGAGCAUGGCUCUGAUGGCCAGGACCACAUCCGUGUGGGCAAGCUCAACCUGGUGGACCUGGCUGGCAGCGAGCGGCAGAACAAGGCAGGCCCCAACACAGCUGGAGGGACAGCCACACAGCCCACAGGUGGUGGCAGCGGUGGAGGCGGUGGCGGAGGUGGUGGAGAGAGGCCUAAGGAAGCCUCCAAAAUCAACCUCUCGCUGUCUGCCCUGGGCAACGUCAUUGCUGCUCUGGCGGGCAACAGGAGCACCCACAUCCCCUACCGGGACUCCAAGCUGACCCGGCUGCUCCAGGACUCUCUGGGGGGGAACGCCAAGACCAUCAUGGUGGCUACCCUGGGGCCAGCUUCCCACAGCUACGACGAGAGCCUCUCCACCCUGCGCUUUGCCAACCGAGCCAAGAAUAUCAAGAACAAGCCCCGGGUGAACGAGGACCCCAAGGACACACUGCUGCGGGAAUUCCAAGAGGAGAUCGCCCGCCUGAAGGCCCAGCUGGAGAAGAGGGGGAUGCUGGAGAAGCGGCCCCGGAGGAAGAGCAGCCGCAGGAAGAAGGCCGUAUCAGCCCCGGCAGGGUACCCCGAGGGGCCAGUGAUCGAGGCCUGGGUGGCCGAAGAGGAAGAUGACAACAACAACAACCACCGCCCGCCUCAGCCCGUCCUGGAGUCAGCCUUGGAGAAGAACAUGGAGAAUUACCUGCAGGAGCAGAAGGAGCGGCUGGAGGAGGAGAAGGCGGCCAUCCAGGACGACCGCAGCCUAGUGAGCGAGGAGAAGCAGAAGCUGCUGGAGGAGAAGGAGAAGAUGCUGGAGGACCUGCGGCGGGAGCAGCAGGCCACGGAGCUGCUCGCGGCCAAGUACAAGGCCAUGGAGAGCAAGCUGCUCAUUGGGGGCAGGAACAUCAUGGAUCAUACCAACGAGCAGCAGAAGAUGUUGGAACUGAAGAGACAGGAGAUUGCCGAGCAGAAACGCCGUGAGCGGGAAAUGCAGCAGGAGAUGAUGCUCCGAGAUGAGGAGACCAUGGAGCUCCGGGGCACCUACACAUCCCUGCAGCAGGAAGUGGAGGUCAAAACCAAGAAACUCAAGAAGCUCUAUGCCAAGCUGCAGGCGGUGAAGGCGGAGAUCCAGGACCAACACGACGAGUACAUCCGCGUGCGGCAGGACCUGGAGGAGGCGCAAAACGAGCAGACCCGGGAGCUCAAGCUCAAGUACCUAAUCAUCGAGAACUUCAUCCCCCCUGAGGAGAAGAACAAGAUCAUGAACCGACUUUUCCUGGACUGUGAGGAGGAGCAGUGGAAGUUCCAGCCACUGGUGACAGCUGGAGUCAGUAACAGCCAGAUGAAGAAGCGGCCAACGUCUGCAGUGGGCUACAAGAGGCCUAUCAGCCAGUAUGCUCGGGUUGCCAUGGCAAUGGGGUCCCACCCCAGGUACAGGGCUGAAAACAUAAUGUUUUUGGAGUUGGACGUGUCCCCUCCAGCUGUCUUUGAGAUGGAAUUCUCUCAUGACCAAGAACAAGACCCUCGUGCACUACACAUGGAGAGGCUCAUGCGGUUGGACAGUUUUCUGGAAAGACCUUCCACGUCUAAAGUCCGCAAGUCCAGAUCCUGGUGCCAGAGUCCUCAGCGGCCUCCACCCUCCAUCACCCAUGCCUCGCUGGCCUCCACUUCUCUGCGCCCCACGACAGUGGUGGACCAUGAGUGACAACCUUCGCGGCCGGGCUGCCCAUCCGAGAGACUCCUGGGAUGGGGCAGCCAACCCUGGCUCAUCUCAUCUGCGCUUGGAGCGUGUGCGUGAGUGUGCAUGUGCGUAUGUGUGGAGGGGUGAGAAUCUGGCAGAUGGUGCCUCUGCCUGCUCUUCUCCUCCUUUAUUUAAUUCAUGUUAUUUAUUCGCGGAGCUCAGUUAGUGGGGGGGAGGUGCCCUCGCCUGAGCUGUCUGGGCCUGCCGUGGUCACUGCGUAGCCUCCUUUUCUUCUGACUGUAGACCCGCCUGUAUCAGCUGCCUCCAGAAGGGAAGGUGGCCAGUGCCUGAGAAGAGCUACUUUUUCUACCCAUCUCACUCCAUCAUCUCCAUUUCCUCCUACACUGAGCAGCCCCUAUGCACUUUCUGGGAUUAGAAAACUGCUGGGUGUCCACUGAGGACAAGAGACAUCCUAACAGUGGUGGGCCCAUGCUCCCAGGGGACAGAGCCCCACUCUUCACCUUCUGGGACUCAGACAUCUUUCAGCCUCUCAGCCUCCUUUUCAAGGACUGAAAUGACCUCACCGACACAGCUCAUGCUCUUCGGCUUCCCCAACUCUGCUUCCUGCCCACCUUCCCAGCCCUUGGAUGGGAAUUGCAAACCAGCCCAUUGCUGCCACCUCAGGACCUGCAGGAAAUGGAACAGGAAUUGAGACAACUUGGACAGUCGUCAAAGGAAGUCCCUGCUCUGGGUCCCUUUGUUUCUAUCCCCUCUGAGAAGUAACUGUGGUCAACAAGCAUCGAGCCAAUUCCCCAUUUUCGAGAUGCUGCUUCUUCCUGCUUUGAUCAUUUUUCCCUGCAGCUGCCCAGAUCCCAGCUCAUAGUGGGAGGAAUCGAUGUCAUUCUACCCCUGGCUAAAGGAAUGUAUCAACAUCUUGCUUUUACCUUUCAUUGAGCACAUGAAACAGAGACCCAGGCACAGUCUUUUCCAGCUUCGCCCAUUGCCCCUAUUUGUGAAAUGCAUCUUUGGGGUACUAUUUUGUUGAAAACUGACCCUUUCUUCACAAGCAUGGGGGUGCUCAUCAUCUUCUUUUGUGACAGCCCAAAAAUGCUUCCAGGUAUCCCAGGCGACAAGGAAAUUUCCACCCAAAAAAAAAGGUUAAUUUUCAUUGACUUACUUUUUAAGUGUGUAUUUUGGUAAAGAGUGAAGAAGUAAUGAAGAAAGCAAAUAAGUGAGUUAGGAUUUGAAAAUACCCUGAUAAUGGGAGUCUCCAGUUCCUAGAAUAGGAGGAGUUCCAUCACUGGGGUAAGGGCAUGAGACUGGCAGAUGUGCCUAAAAAUUUGGUGUGUGACUAAGGUCAAGGGUUCAGAUCCCCAAACGGGCCACCCACCAAAAAAAAAAAAAUUGGUGUGAGGUUAUUCUCUUUCCUUUGGGAAAUGAACCUUCUUGCACUGUUCGAGUUCUGCUCUGAGGAUCAAGCGUUGCUUUGGUUUAACUCAGUGAUGCUGUCAUUUUUGCUGUAAUUACCGGACUAGCUGGUUGAACCAUUCAAUUGCCAUUUGCUCCUUUCCGUAAAGGAAAUCACAAUAUUCAUCAGAGCCCAGGAGAUUUUUUUGACUCAGGAUUCAGAUCAGAGGUUCGGCUGUGGCUGGGACAGAAGUUGUGUGUAGAAAUCCCCCAGGCCUGGGCACAAGGGGACCUCCAGGGCUGUGUUGAGCAGCCUCUCCCAUUGACCUGUUUCUUGUUUGUGGAUGAAGCAGCACAUGUCACCCCAUUCGUCACUUGGACACGUCGACUCUACAUUGUCUGAUCACUUGUCCCUCACAGUCUUAGAGCACAAUAUCCCCCAACUUCACCACCCCCAGUCUGAGGGCUGGGCCCAAGGUAUGGUCGGAGGAGGAGCUCCUGCCUGCAGUUUCGUGUAUGUGUGUAUGUGUGUGUGUGUGUGUGUGUGUUUAUCUCCACAGGGGACACUCUACACUCAGCAUAAGACAUGCUGGGAACAGGGCCACCAGGGGUGGCUGGAUCUCAGUCUCUGUGUCUCUCUCUCCUUUACCUUUUGAUGUAUCAAACAUUUGAUUGACAUGGUAAGGGCCCUGAUUAGGACCAAAUUUCGAUGUCUGUUGCUAUGGUCUUUAUUUAGGACAACAGUUAACAAUGCAGUGGCCCAUUCUUGUCACUCUAUACAUAUGACUGUAUGGGACAUAUGUAAUAUAUAAAAAUAUAUAUAUAAAACAUUAUCCUCUGUCCCCUUGGCUUAGGAUGGAGGCCUCUCUGUUGAGCUGAAAUGCACCUGCAGCUCGGUGCUGCCAGCAGCCUGCAGGCCCCAGCCCUGUUCAAAUUAACACCGUCGACAAUAAAG